Molecule: messenger RNA, 1278 nt
Organism: Humulus lupulus (European hop)
Lineage: Eukaryota; Viridiplantae; Streptophyta; Magnoliopsida; Rosales; Cannabaceae
Exons: 2
Coding region: 1-1278 (425 amino acids)
Source: RefSeq, a predicted model, not a curated record
AUGGCGAAGAAGAAGAAAUCGGCUCGGAAGCCUGUGACUCGCUCGGUUACUCAGGGCUUGCCUUCAAUCCAAGAUGCGACUGCUCAGGAAAGAUUUGUUGUUGAUGAGAUGCUUGUGGAUGGUAUCGAUCAGACGUCAGGUUUGCCCCAAAAUGCUGAAGAGAAGGGUUUGACGGAAGGUGAAACAAACCAGAUAGAUGAGCACACGACUGCUAGAAUGGCUUUGCCAUCAAGCUGGGCAGACUCAAAUCUUGAAUAUGCUGAGCCUUUGAUUAAAGAUGGUACGAAUAUUUCUCUAGUUGAUAUUGAUGAAGUGAAGUGCCAAUCGGCUAAUUGGAGUUCUGCUGUCAUAUGUAUGGUUCUUGGAGCUAAUCCUCCAAUGGCUGUUUUUGAAGGGUUUAUCAAAAGGGUUUGGGGUCAUUUAGGGAUUUCUCAAAUAGCCAGGAUGACAAUGGGUUUGACUAUGGUCAAGUUUAACGAUGAUGCUACAAGAGAUCAUGUUUUGGAAACUGGCAUUCUUCAUUUUGAUAGGAAGCCAAUUAUAAUUCGACCAUGGUCCACAGAUCUAAGUGCAAUUCAAAUGAUCCGUUCAGUGCCUCUUUGGAUUAGGUUACAAGAUCUAGGCCUUCAAUAUUGGGGUAGCAAAUGCCUCAGUGCCCUUGUUAGUACGAUAGGCAAGCCGAUAAUGGUGGACAAAUUUACUCGUGAGCGUACAAGAGUUCAGUUUGCUAGGAUCAUGGUGGAGAUGGAAAUCACAGAUAAUCCUCCUAGGACAAUACAAUUUUUGAAUGAGCAUGGUCAGUUAAUAGAACAAGGGGUAGACUAUGAAUGGUUGCCAGUGAACUGCAAAACUUGUGCGGGUUUUGGUCAUUCUAUGGUUGACUGCCGUAAGGAGAUGAAAAUUCAGGGGAUUAAGAAGGAUAUUCCUUCCAGGAUUCCUCAUGUGGUAGGGAGGGACAAGGAUGAGGAAGCUGGUUCUGAUAUUCCCUCUAGGAAUCCCUCUAUGGAAGGGAGGAUGGAUGAGAAAGUAGCUGCUGGUAUGCCUAGGAAUGUUUCUGCGGUUCCACCAGCUCCUAAUGGCCAGAAUGUGAGUGACAAGGGUUGGAAAUCACCUAAGAAAGUGGUAUAUAAACAUGGGACAAUAGAGAGUAACAAGAAGAGGACUAAUAAAGUGGCAGUUAAGUCAUGCCAGAAUCAGUCCAACUAUUUUGUGGUUCUCCAAGAAGAGAUAGAGCGGGAGAAAGGAGGAUUUGGUGAAGCUAGCUCUUCUCAUGGAUAA